Molecule: messenger RNA, 876 nt
Organism: Striga hermonthica
Lineage: Eukaryota; Viridiplantae; Streptophyta; Magnoliopsida; Lamiales; Orobanchaceae
Source: the annotation of a GenBank genome assembly
CCGCGACAACCUCAAGGGCACGAACCGAGUUCAGCCCAGCCGAACCCGAAUCACCCCUAACAUUUGAUAUUUUCCUGGAACAGUUACCCGAGAAGAUCAUGAUCCCACAAAUUGGAUUUUAUGACGGAACAUCCGACCUGGACACCCACCUAGGAUUGUACACGUCAUGGAUGGACCUGCACGGAGCACCGGACGCCCUCCGCUGCCGGAUGACACUGGGAGAAAAGGUGCAAAGAUGGUACCAUUCGCUCGCCCCAUGUUCGGUCGCUAGGUGGCCACAAUUAAAGUCAAUGUUCCGAACACACUUUAUCGGAUCCCAGGCAUGCCGAAUUCCCAAGGAAUCGAUCACUCAUAUUAUCCAAGGAGCGGACAAAAAUUUGAAGGAUUAUAUUACUCGUUUUAACGAACGGGUACAAAACAUGGAACCGUGCCAUCAAGAGACCCUGCUCGUUUCAGCAUAUUCAGGGUUGAGACCAAAUUCGAUGUUCAAAUGGACCCUUUGCCAAAACAAACUCCAGACGUACCACGAAUUCUUGAUGAAAGCUCAACAGCAUAUCAUGGCAGAAGAAAACAUGUCCGUCCCGUCAUUUCCAUCCUUGAACGAACCACCUACUAAAGCGAAGGAAUCCCGACCGAAUAAGGAGUUCACGAAGGACGGAAGGAGUGCCCAAUUCCGAGCCAUGCAGAGGAAACAUCACGAGGAACUCACGAACAGCUACCAGGGAGUGUAUUCGGUCGGUGCGGCCGUGGUGUACGAAGAGCUGAAAAACAAGGGGAUCAUCCCAGACCCUAAACCGAUCAGGGCCGACGAAGAGAAUUUAGACAGAAGCCGAUAUUGCGCUUACCACAAAUCGCACGGCCACAAUACUGACCAGU